CAAGCGCCCCGGCCUCAGCCAAGGCCGGCUCCAAUCCCAGACAAGCAGCCCGAGUUGGUUGGCUGUUGGAUAACACGACAGCUCCUUCCAACCAUCACAACCACCACAACCACCACAACCACCCCAUCAUCUAAUUGUACUGCUGCCAUCGCCGUGGUCAUCGCAGACCAUUCCCCCCCGUCGCGAUGGCUCCGGCACGAGAUACGCCGUUCCGCUCGGCGGACAUGAGCAUGGUGCAGCUCUACAUUUCCAACGAAAUCGGCCGCGAAGUCGUCAAUGCCCUCGGCGAGCUCGGCUUGGUGCAAUUCCGCGACCUCAAUGGCGACCUGUCCGCGUUCCAGAGGGCAUUCACCCAGGACAUCCGCCGUCUCGACAACAUCGAGCGUCAACUGCGCUAUUUCCACGCCCAGAUGGAGAAGGCUGGUAUCCCUCUCCGCAAGCUCGACCUGGACGUCGACACGCUCGCCCCGCCGACGACCGCCGAGAUCGAUGAGCUCGCCGAACGCAGCCAGGGCCUGGAGCAGCGCGUGGCCUCGCUCAACGAGAGCUACGAGGCGCUCAAGAAGCGCGAGGUCGAGCUGACGGAAUGGCGCUGGGUGCUGCGCGAGGCCGGUGGCUUCUUCGACCGCGCUCACGGCAACGUCGAGGAGAUCCGGGCGUCGACCGACAACGACGACGCCCCGCUGCUGCAGGACGUCGAGCACCACAUCUCGGCCCCCGAGGUCGAGCGGUCCUUCUCCGGCAUGAACAUCGGCUUCGUCGCCGGCGUCAUCGCCCGGGACCGGGUCGCCGCCUUUGAACGCAUCCUCUGGCGCACGCUGCGCGGCAACCUCUACAUGAACCAGGCCGAGAUCCCCGAGCCGCUCAUCGACCCGGCCAACAACGAGCCCGUGCAGAAGAACGUCUUCGUCAUCUUUGCUCACGGCAAGGAGAUCCUCGCCAAGAUCCGCAAGAUCUCCGAGUCCAUGGGCGCCGAGGUGUACAACGUGGACGAGAACAGCGAGCUGCGCAGGGACCAGGUGCACGAGGUCAACGCCCGCCUCAGCGACGUCCAGAGCGUCCUCCGCAACACGCAGCAGACCCUCGAGGCCGAGCUCACCCAGAUCUCGCGCUCGCUGUCGGCCUGGAUGGUCCUCGUCGCCAAGGAGAAGGCCGUCUACAACACGCUGAACAACUUCUCGUACGACCGCGCCCGCCGGACGCUCAUCGCCGAGGGCUGGUGCCCCACGCACGACCUGCCCCUCAUCCGCUCGACCCUGCAGGACGUGACCAACCGCGCCGGCCUGUCGGUGCCGUCCAUCAUCAACGAGAUCCGCACCAACAAGAAGCCGCCGACGUACCUCAGGACCAACAAGUUCACCGAGGCCUUCCAGACCAUCGUCAACGCCUACGGCACGGCCACGUACCAGGAGGUCAACCCGGCCAUUCCCGUCAUCGUCACCUUCCCCUUCCUGUUCGCCGUCAUGUUCGGCGAUCUCGGCCACGCCAUCAUCAUGCUCUGCGCCGCCCUGGCCAUGAUCUACUGGGAGAAGCCGCUCAAGAAGGUCACGUUUGAGCUCUUCGCCAUGGUCUACUACGGCCGCUACAUCGCGCUCGUCAUGGCCGCCUUCUCCAUCUUCACCGGUCUCAUCUACAACGACAUCUUCUCCAAGUCCAUGACCCUGUUCGACAGCUCGUGGAAGUGGGACGUCCCCAAGAACUACCACCCGGGCCAGACGGUCCGCGCCGUCAUCCGGGACGACAACUACCGCUACCCCUUCGGCCUGGACUGGCGGUGGCACGGCACCGAGAACGACCUGCUCUUCACCAACAGCUACAAGAUGAAGAUGAGCAUCAUCCUCGGCUGGGCCCACAUGACGUACUCGCUCUGCUUCUCCUACAUCAAUGCCCGCCACUUCAAGCGGCCCGUCGACAUCUGGGGCAACUUCGUGCCGGGCAUGAUCUUCUUCCAGUCCAUCUUUGGCUACCUGGUCGUCUGCAUCAUCUACAAGUGGUCCGUCGACUGGUUCGCCAUCGGCAAGCAGCCCCCCGGCCUGCUGAACAUGCUCAUCUACAUGUUCCUGCAGCCCGGCUUCAUCGACGUGCCGCUCUACCCCGGCCAAAAGUACGUCCAGGUCGGCCUCCUGCUCCUCGCCGUCAUCCAGGUGCCCAUCCUCUUGUUCCUCAAGCCGUUCUAUCUGCGCUGGGAGCACAACCGCGCCCGCGCAAAGGGUUAUCGCGAGAUCGGCGAGCGUUCGAGGGUCAGCGCCCUGGACGAGGAUGACGAGGGCCUCGUUGGGGGCGCCGCCAACGGGAACCGGCACAGCGUGGACAGCGCCGGCGAAGGCGUCGCUAUGAUCGCGCAGGACCUGGAUGACGACGACGAGGCCGGGGACGGCCACGGCCACGGCCACGGCGGGGAGUUUGAUUUUGGCGAAGUUAUGAUUCAUCAAGUCAUUCACACGAUCGAAUUCUGCCUCAACUGUGUUUCGCAUACGGCGUCCUACCUCCGUCUCUGGGCCCUCUCGCUUGCCCACCAGCAGCUCUCGGCCGUGCUCUGGUCCAUGACGAUGGGCCCGGCCCUCAAAGCGACGGGUAUCGGCGGCGCCAUCUUCCUGGUGGUGGUGUUUGCCGCGUUCUUCUGCCUGAGCUGCAUCAUCCUGAUCAUCAUGGAGGGUGUUUCUGCUAUGCUUCACUCGUUGCGUCUGGCGUGGGUCGAGUCCUUCUCCAAGUUUGCCGAGUUUGCCGGGUGGCCGUUCGCGCCGUUCUCGUUCAAGCAGUUGCUGGAGGAAUCAGAGGAGUUGAAGGAAUAUCUGGGUUGAGAUUAGAUCGAGGGUACAAGGGGAGCAGUGGAAGUGUGCGUGUAUCGGUAUGGUAUCAGCAUGCAUUGCAUAGAUCAAUUGGGCAAUCUUCUUUUUGUCUGUCU
Thermothelomyces thermophilus ATCC 42464 is the source of this 2905-nucleotide messenger RNA. RefSeq lists its product as uncharacterized. Gene Ontology annotation, biological process: vacuolar acidification; proton transmembrane transport. Bases 186 to 2801 code for a protein of 871 amino acids. The record is from RefSeq and is a predicted model, not a curated record. Gene Ontology annotation, cellular component: vacuolar proton-transporting V-type ATPase, V0 domain; fungal-type vacuole membrane; vacuolar proton-transporting V-type ATPase complex. Lineage: Eukaryota; Fungi; Ascomycota; Sordariomycetes; Sordariales; Chaetomiaceae. Gene Ontology annotation, molecular function: ATPase binding; proton-transporting ATPase activity, rotational mechanism. The transcript is spliced from 4 exons.